ACCCGCUUUAAUCUGUUUCUGUGACAAAUCGUACUGUUAAUAUGUCCAUAAACAUUUUAGCGAGUUGUUGUAUAAUGAGGUCAGAGUUUUAUUUUCUUAAAAUAAAAACGUCAUUUUAAUCAAAUCGAGAUUGCUCACAAAGGCUAUACUCUUUUGAUUAUAUAACACUGGAAGUUAUGAGCACGUGUUACUUGUGUGACAUUCAGAGUGGAGUUCCCCAGAACUUGUUUACCUGACGGUGCUUCUUUGGAAAUGGUGUUAUCUGCACGCAACGUCAUCUACAUGAAUGCUUUUAAGAGCUCCCAAGCCAGGCAGUCAUCAGUCAGCCCAGCAGACACACUGCCUUCAGUAGUAAAGCAGUCUAUCAUAUCAAUCCUGCAAGUUGUCUGGUGAAGUGAGACACUCUGCUUCCAGUCUGUGCUACAUCUUCUCUACACCAUUCAGCCACCAUGUUCAUAAACGAAGAGCUCGAGUGUGUCGUGUGCUGCUACGAGUACUCACGCAGCGACCGGGUCCCGCGGGUCCUCCACUGCAGCCACACCUUCUGCGCCCCCUGCCUGGAGAAAAUGUCCAAACUGGAUGGGGGCAUACGCUGUGUCUCCUGCCCUCUGUGCCGCUGGAUUACCUGCACCCCAGUCAGCCUGACCCUGUCCGGGGCCCUGUGGGUCAACACGGACAUCUGGGACCAGAUUCUAGAGGAGCAGCAGUGGAGGAAGCAAGACGCUGUGGAGGAUUUCAACAUCACAAAGACCCAACUCAUUGAGACAACACUCCCCAAUUCAAGACGCUCUGGUUUCAUGUCUAAACUCCAAAAAAUGUUCAGCUGUGGGCUGCUGCAAGGAGGAGAGAUGGACACCUGCUGACAGUUUAACAGCAGAAGAAAUGGCAGCGGCAUCUCCCUUUCGCAUCAUGUUUAACUUGACAGUCCAAUGUAGCAGUGCGUCUGCAGCGCAGGACGCCUGCAGUUUGCAGGACCACAGUUAACUUACUAAAGGACAGACCUCUCAGGCGGCCUGCGUCUCGGUCCCUGCUGGACACUCGCGAGGAGCGAAGGACCUGAAGAGCUUUGUGUGAGGUUUUGUAGGUUUAAAACAAUCAUCUCAAGGCUCUUUAUCAUAAUUGAUGAGAGCCUCAUGCUGAACUCUGAAGUGGUUUAAAACUGGAAGUUUUGAUCUGUGAAUUUGUUGUUAAGAGUAACUGU
Sander lucioperca (pikeperch) is the source of this 1201-nucleotide messenger RNA. RefSeq names its product RING finger protein 208-like. Gene Ontology annotation, molecular function: ubiquitin protein ligase activity. NCBI's taxonomy places the organism in Eukaryota, Metazoa, Chordata, Actinopteri, Perciformes, Percidae. Bases 450 to 863 code for a protein of 137 amino acids. The transcript has 3 exons. The record is from RefSeq and is a predicted model, not a curated record. Gene Ontology annotation, biological process: protein ubiquitination.